GAACGUGUAACAAAGGUGCACUGGAUAAUUUGAGGAUGCUCCGGUUUCAUCACCAACGCAGGGGCGUUUCGCUCCCGCACGUCAGACGCAAAUCGUAUCCACACCGUUGAGGUUUCUUUCCGAGUUCAGGUGAAGUUGAACACCGUUCAGUUUUUUAGGUAGAACACGCACGUGUCUCUGGAUUCUAGUUGUGACAUCAGCCACCCUUGCAAUAACUAUCAGACAUGGCUCGGGAGAAAAUUGAAAGUAAUCACCUUUGGCUGAGUAUGGCGUGCAUUUUGGUGGUGUUAGCUCAGAGGAAUUCAACACAUCCGACGAGCGAAUCUGAACAUACCGAGGGUGGUCUACCGCUCUCCUCACCGCCAACGCCAUCAUUCGAGGGCAACUCAAGAGACUCUAGACGCUUCUCAGUAUCCAUCUUCAGAGAAAUCGCUCAAGAAAUCAGUGCCAGACUGGCCGGCAACAGCCAGAUCCUGAGCCUCAACGUGACGAACAUAAUAAUCAUCCUGAUCCUGAAGGGGAUCCUGUACGGGGCGGCGUUGAUCGGGACGGGGGCGCUGUUCGGGGGGUUCAAGCACCUGCAGCCGCACCGGAGUGACGUCAGCGGGAACCAGAUCCGGGAGGGGCUCGACCCUGACGAACCGGUCAUCAGCGAAUCAGAGGUGCUCAUGCUCCUCGGCUACCUCAUGGGCGAGACGGCCAACAAGUAUGACUGCCUCAACCGCAUCGCCUGCCAGGACCCCAAAAAGGCCACCGAGUACAUCCACGCCGCCAAGAUGCUCCUCAAGGGCUCCAACAUCUUCUACAAGAAUAACGUACCCCAGUACGCCAAAUAUCAACGGGUGCUGGACGAAUUGCAGAGAGCCGUUGACUUCGGGAAUUCAGGCGGUCAGUGCGAGGAGCUGUAUUCUUGUAGCAGCAGCUCCAACAACUAUAGCAACUACUAACUUCAGGAGUUCAAAAUAACCCUCUCAUGCAUACUGCAACUACGCCAUGCCACAACUAUUUAUAUACCUAUCUACCUCAUCUACCUCAUUUCCAAAAUAUUUCAUGCUAGGAUUUUGAUCGCAAAAAGAAAGAAUGUUGUCAGAGAUCAUUUAUUGUGACAAUGGAAUAGUCUCAUUUCAUGGCCCCCUGUUUCUUUGACUUUUUUUCAGUGGCGAGGCGUGAAUGAUCUACUAUCGAUAAUUUCCCAUUUGAAGCUAUGAUAAAGAAUCGAUUAUUAAGGUGUUGGUCUUGGGCACCCUGUCUAUGGAUCCUUUUUCAUAGGUUAAAAUGCCAGAUCAUUCGAUUUAUUGCAAAGCACGCCACGCCACUGUUUACUUCUACCAUGAGAAAAAUAAAUCGGCGAUUUUUCAUACUACUAUAGAGAAAACUCGAGGAAGCACAAAAAAA
Messenger RNA from Bemisia tabaci, 1395 nucleotides. RefSeq lists its product as uncharacterized. The record is from RefSeq and is a predicted model, not a curated record. NCBI's taxonomy places the organism in Eukaryota, Metazoa, Arthropoda, Insecta, Hemiptera, Aleyrodidae.